Molecule: messenger RNA, 2669 nt
Organism: Pelagomonas calceolata
Lineage: Eukaryota; Pelagophyceae; Pelagomonadales; Pelagomonadaceae
Source: the annotation of a GenBank genome assembly
GCCGCUAGCCUGCGUGACGCCAUUGAAGUGCGGAGGAGCGGCUUGAGCUAGGUCUCGCUGCAUGCCCAGAGUGAAGCGAGGCCCAGUUUCGCUGCCUGCGAAGGCUGAUACGAGUCGCUCUGCUCGCGUAUCUGCUGACACGACGUAGCAGCAAGGCGAUAUCGCCACGCGGAGCCUACGCGGCAGAGCGCCGACGCCGUACAAAAACAGGUAGAUCCAACACCAUGCGCGGACUCUGGCUGGUUGUCGCCGCCGCCGCGGCGGCGCGGCCGCCGACGCGCUGGCUCGCGAGUAGGGGAGGCGCGAAGAAGACCGUCGAGGAGGACGAGCCGGCCUCGAUAAGAUUGGAGGUCGACGCGGCCGUCGAGGACGCCGCGGACUUCGACGCGAGCGGCAUCGAGCUGCCCGAGGGCCAGAUGGACGCGUGCGGCGUUUUUGAAGGAGAUGUGGUGGAGGUGAGCGGCGCCAAGGGCGCGCACACGCUGUGUGUCGUGAAGCAGCGCGAGGAGGAUGGAGACGCUUGUGCGUUAGGUAGAUUAGCGCGGCAGAACGCCGCGGUAAGAGUGGGAGGAGUCGUCACGGUGACGCCUCCCUCCGAAGGCGUCGCGGCGGCGACGCACGUGUAUGUCGCGGCCUUCCUCGACUCGCUGGCGGCCGCGGGGUUCAAAAGCGACGUCUCCGACCAGGAAUUGGUCGAAAAGUGCCUCGCGCCGCGAUUGGAGCGAGGCAACGUUCCAUUAAGAGCGGGCGACCGGAUCGAGGCGAACGGCGUCGAAUUCAAGGUGAUUGACGUGGACACGGCCCUGACGGCGUCGGACGAUAAGGGCGGCGUCGUGCCCGAGGGCGGGUGCGAGAUUAUUAUAGAGGAGGAGCGGUUACUACGGAGUCAGGAAGUCGACGAGAUUGGCUACGACGAUCUUGGGGGUAUCGACAAGGCCGUGGCGACGGUCCGGGAGUUGGUGGAGGCGCCGCUGAAGCGCCCGGAGUUCUUCGAGGCGGUCGGCGUCGCGCCGCCGAGGGGGGUUUUGCUGCACGGCGCGCCGGGCUGCGGCAAGACUAGUUUGGCGAGAGCCGUGGCGCGAGAGACCGGGGCGUUUUUCUUUUUGAUCAACGGCGCGGAGAUCCUGAGCAAGCAGCCCGGCGAGGCCGAGGCGAACCUGCGGAAGGCCUUCGAUCAAGCGAGGGCGCACGCGCCGGCGAUCGUCUUUCUCGACGAGGUCGACGCGAUCGCGCCGCGGCGGGACAAGGGCGGCGGCGGCGGCGCCGAGGAGAAGCGCGUGGUGCGGACGCUGUGCGACCUUCUGGACGAACUCGAACGGGACCACGCGAACGCGGCGGUGAUCGUCAUGGCGGCGACGAAUCGGCCGAACUCGGUGAAUCCCAUGUUGCGGAGAUAUGGGAGGUUGGACAAGGAGGUCGACGUCGGGGCGCCCGACGCCGACGCGAGGUUGGAUAUUCUGAGGGUGCGCACGCGGGACGUGGCCUUGGAUGACGACGUGGACCUGGAGAGGCUAGCGCGGGACACGCACGGCUUCGUCGGUGCGGACGUCGCGCAGUUAUGCCUCGAGGCUGCCUACGAGACGGUGCGCGAGCACUUCCCGGCGGGGUCGGACGCGCGGACGCAACUCCUCUGCGGCUACGCGGACGAAGGUGCGUCCAGAAAGGUCAAAAUGGAGCACUUCACGAAAGCUUUAGACAGGGUGAACCCGUCGGCGUUACGGGAGACGGCCGCCUCGAUCCCGAAGGCGUCGUGGGCCGACGUCGGCGGGCUCGAAGACGUGAAGCGGGAGCUCCACGAGACGGUGCAGUACCCCGUCGAGCACGCGGCGAAGUUCAAGGCCGUGGGGCUGCCCCCGUCCAAGGGCGUUUUGUUUUACGGCCCGCCGGGCUGCGGCAAGACGCUCCUGGCCCAGGCGGUGGCCCACGAGUGCGGCGCGAACUUCGUGAGCAUCAAGGGCCCCGAGCUCCUCACGAUGUGGUUCGGCGAGAGCGAGGCGAACGUCCGCGCGCUCUUCGAGAAGGCGCGCGCGUCGGCGCCCUGCAUCCUCUUCUUCGACGAGAUCGACGCCAUCGCGAAGCAGCGCGGCUCGGGCCAGGGCGGCGCGUCCGAGGCCGGCGACCGCGUCAUCAACCAGAUCCUGACGGAGAUCGACGGCGUCGGCGCGCGGAAGGACGUCUUCGUCAUCGGCGCGACCAAUAGACCGGAGGUUUUGGACGCGGCGAUCACGCGGCCGGGACGCUUAGAUACUUUAGUGUAUAUCCCGCUGCCCGACGAGGCGUCGCGCGCGGCGGUCUUCCGCGCGGCGCUCCGGAACUCGCCCGUUUCUGAUGAGGUGGACCUUGAUUUGUUAGCAAGGUGCACGCCGGGCUUCUCGGGCGCGGACUGCGCCGAGGUCGCGAAGCGGGCCGCGCGCUGCGCGAUCCGGGACGCCGUGCACGCGGCGGCGGAAGGAGUAGAGGGCCCGACGGCCGUCUCCACCAAACACUUCGAGGAGGCCAUGGCCACGGCGCGGCGCUCCGUCACGGACGCGGACCUCGCCAAGUACGACGCCUACGCGGCCAAGCAAAAGGUAUCGGCCGACGCCGUCGACGGCGAGCCGGCCAAGGCGUUCUCGUUCGACGACGACGGCGACGAGGCCAUGUUCGAGUAAGUGCUUCCGGAUAAUACU